Drosophila gunungcola (fruit fly) is the source of this 1220-nucleotide messenger RNA. RefSeq lists its product as uncharacterized. Gene Ontology annotation, cellular component: cytoplasm; mitochondrion. Gene Ontology annotation, biological process: carboxylic acid metabolic process; tricarboxylic acid cycle. The record is from RefSeq and is a predicted model, not a curated record. Gene Ontology annotation, molecular function: L-malate dehydrogenase (NAD+) activity. The coding region runs from base 81 to 1124 and encodes 347 amino acids. Lineage: Eukaryota; Metazoa; Arthropoda; Insecta; Diptera; Drosophilidae. The transcript has a single exon.
UCCCCACCGCCUUGCUUAAAAAUUUGAUCAUUAAGUUUUUAAAAUUGAGCUGUACAAGUAUAUUCACCGACUGCCCAAAAAUGUUGGCCCUUCGACUAGGCACCCAAAUAUCCAGAGACCGGCUUAGGGCCUUCAAGUUUGGAUGCGGUGGCAGCAGGCGUAGCCUCAAGGUCGCCGUCGUGGGUGCUGUGGGUGGCAUCGGUCAGCCGCUGGCCCUCCUCCUCAAGCAGAAUCCACACAUCUCGAGGCUAUCCCUGCACGACUUGCGAAAUACGGCCGGAGUGGCUGCCGAUCUGUCGCACAUCAACAGCCGGGCUACGGUGUGCCACUUCGAGGGAAAAGAUGGUCUCAAAAAGGCUAUGGAUAAGGCGGAUAUAGUGGUGGUUCCGGCGGGACUGCCCCGAAAGCCCGGAAUGAAGCGCGAGGACCUGGUGGGCGUGAAUGCCAGCGUGGCCUGCGAAGUUGCCCAUGCCGCCAGUGCCGUUUGUCCCGGCGCCCUGCUCGCCCUCAUCACGAAUCCCAUCAACGUGAUUGUACCCAUAGUUGCAACCAUUCUUCAGGCAAAGGGAACCUAUGAUCCGAAUCGACUCUUUGGGGUCACAAGCCUCGAUGUGGUGCGAUCCAAAGCCUUCAUCGGGGAUUUCCUCAACGUUGAUCCACAGACUGUGGACUUGCCCGUAAUCGGUGGUCACACGGGCCGCACCAUCUUGCCCAUCCUGUCGCAGUGCCAACCCACCUACAAAGGCACCGAUGAGGAGCGCAAGGCUCUGAUCAAGCGCAUCCAGGAGGCGGGCACGGAGGUGGUCAAUGCCAAGGAUGGCCUGGGAUCGGCCACCCUGUCCAUGGCCUAUGCCGCCUCUCACUUCGUGAAUUCACUGAUCCGAGGAAUAAAGGGCUCCAAGGACGAGUGCAUUGUGGAGUGUGCCUACGUGGACUCGGAUGUCACCGAGGCCAAGUUCUUUGCCACCCAGCUCAUCCUGGGACCCCAGGGCAUCAAGGAGAACCUCGGUCUGCCCGAGAUGGACGAUGAGGAAAAGCAAGCCCUGGAAAGCAUGCUGCCACUAUUGAAGAAGAGUAUCGAAAACGGGAUCAAGUUGGGCAUGGAGAUGGCCUGCCAGUCUUAACAUUAACUAAAAUCAUCAAUCAAGUCAAUAAGACUUUGAUUUUUAUUGAUUCUGGUCAAUAAAUGCAUUUUUUGUGUUUAUUUAAAAAUUUAUCAA